Molecule: messenger RNA, 1657 nt
Organism: Paramacrobiotus metropolitanus
Lineage: Eukaryota; Metazoa; Tardigrada; Eutardigrada; Parachela; Macrobiotidae
Product: BTB/POZ domain-containing protein 6-like
Exons: 6
Coding region: 330-1571 (413 amino acids)
Molecular function (GO): protein binding
Source: RefSeq, a predicted model, not a curated record
GUUUGGAAAUUGUUUAUGUUUUAGCUUUUUAGGUAGCCAGCGGAUUUGUACGAUACUUAUACUGUACUUGUUUCUUCUUCUCUCUUAGUGUCUUAUGCUCAUUUAUUUGCACAUUCCUUGGAGAGAAUCUUCUUUAUACUUUCGUAAUAUCAGUGCCGCGCUGUAAAUUUUCACAGAUGCAGAAGAUCUUUUGGUCCCCACACACACCACGCAACAGCAACGUUUCAUCCUUUUGGAAGAAUAACUUCCCAGAUGCAAAUAUCCGUAUAAUAUCGGCCAUAUCCGACAAUCCGACAUCGCCCACGGGUCCUUAACUGCCAGACCCAGAAAUGGCGCUGAUUAACAGCCUGAAGCAUUCGCUGUUCAGCGGAGAGCUGAGUGACGUGCAGUUCAUGGUCGGACGGCAGUUUGGAGAAGCGAAGCCUUUCUCAGCACACAAAUAUGUUCUGUCUUUGCGUAGUCCCGUGUUUCGUGCCAUGCUCUAUGGAACAUUGGCCGAGAGUGCAGAAAAGACGAUCGAUAUUCCUGAUGAUGUUCCUGAUGCCUUCUCCAGUAUGCUAAAUUACCUGUAUACGGACUCAAUAGAGGAUUUGACUGUGGACAACGUCUGUGCGACGUGGAUGUGCGCGGAUAAAUACGAUCUGCCGCUCUUGGUGGACAUCUGUUGCGACUACGUCACCGACCAGCUCAGCGUCGAUAAUUGCCUCACAAUUUUGGAGGAUGGAAUUCAGCGGCAUGCAGAAGGGAUUAUCAAGCGUUGCCUGCAUUUUAUUGACGGAUUCGCGGAACGCGUACUGCGGUCCGAACAUUUUUCGACUAUCGGGCACAAGGCGCUGGUGAUGAUUUUGGGCAGUGACACACUGUUUGCCGUCGAGCAAAACAUCUACUUGGCUGUUGAAAAGUGGGCGCAGGAGGCUUGCAAGGCUAAAAGCAUGGAUUCAUCCGGCGCCAGUCGACGACAGAUGCUGGGUGAAGCGUUAUUUCUCGUGCGGUUCCCUCUUCUCAGUAAUGCGCAACUGGCGGAUGGGCCGGCCAAGAGUGGUCUAUUGCUGCCAUCCGAACUGCACGAUCUGUAUCAGUACCAGUCCACCCAGGUGAAAUCGCCCUCGCUGCCCUUCUCCACGGAACAGCGCCGCGCGCCCUCCUUCCGCAUCGGCAACACCGUGCUGCAGUAUAAAGAAAAAGUCUUUGUCCAGCGUAGCGACUGCCCCGAUAUCUGGUGUGCUGGAGAAGUGGUGGGAGCCACACGCAGGGCGUUCCGCUGCAAGUGGUAUGACACGUAUGCCCGGUAUGGCCCCUUCGGCGGCGGAUCAGGGGAAGACAGCUUUGUCAGCGAAAAGAUCCUGCGAGCUGCUGAAUUCAUGAUACGCGGCCAAGAGAUGCUGGUCCGCAAAGAAUAUACGUAUACUCCAGUUUUAUAUUCACGGCCGACGGCACAGGCCGAUUAUCACGUUGUCCAGUACUGGGGAAGCCUGUGGUCUUUCCAUUUUCACGAUCUAGCGGUGGCGGAUGACAUAGUUACAAUGUUUAGGGCUACGGGUUCAGUUUGUCGUAGCAAGUGUUAUAAAUAAUUGCACCAGAUGAUUUAACAGUGAAUCGGACCAAUUUUUACCGCUUAAUUUUUGUGAUGUACGAUUAUUGUACUUACAUGACAUGU